This is a messenger RNA of Symbiodinium natans, 3003 nucleotides long. NCBI's taxonomy places the organism in Eukaryota, Dinophyceae, Suessiales, Symbiodiniaceae. The record is from the annotation of a GenBank genome assembly.
AUGCUUGGUCGAAGGCCCAGCGAGUUGCAGUGGCUGAUGAGAGGCAUUCUAUUGCGUGCUGCCGAGGCGGUACGAGCGGUCUCGAAGGAGCAGAUCUGCCGCGGCGAUGCCGCGGCGCCCGCGGCGGCGGCCGCGGACCGGCCGGCGCCGGCGCUGGCGGCCCCGGGCGGUGGCUACGCGAUCCUCCGAGCCCUCUGGGAUGCCGAGAAAUCUCGGAGCUACCCGGGGUUCAUGACCAAGGAUGAGAUCUGCAAGCUGGGGCAGAAGUACUGCGACGAGCCGAUGAAGGACAGCUACUGGGACGGUCGUGAGCAUGGCCACGGCUGGGAGUCGAACAAGUCGCUCCUGGCCCACCGGCUCAUCUCAAGGCAGAAGCACAAGCGGACGCCUGUCAACGGCUUCCGAGGCCCCAAGGACCAAAUCGCGCUCACAGAGGAAGGGCGGCGCUUCGUGCCGCUGAUGCUGGCAAAUUUUAAGGAGGAGGACGACGGCCGGCCUCCGCCUGAGGCGCCCGCCUUCGUGCGGAGGCCGCCAGGCCCUCCGAGCAGGCUGUCCCAAGCAGACGAGGCGGAACUCAGGUCCUGGGUCUCACAGGCCCUUCCUGGAAAGGAGAAGUCCUUUCAAGUGAGCAAGGCGCGACGCCAGCGCUUGCACGAACUGGUGAAAGAAUUGAAUGCUUCUGGCGAGUACGGGCUGCUCAGCCACGACUCGCAAGGUGCCGGGCGGCACCGUGUCCUGGUGAUCAGGAAGGAGGGAGGUUCAGCUACAAAGAGCGGCAUCUCCCAGCCGUCUGCAGGCAGCCGGGCUCCCCGCCUCACCGAAGUCGACGACCUCGCCGGGCUGCUCGGCAUGCCAGGCCUGGCGCCGGCCCCUCCAGGCGCCCCGGGCUCGGUUGAGCCGACGGGACCAGGGCAGCGUUUGGGCGGCAAGCGCCCAGCGGAGGGAGGGGAGGAUGCGAACGACUGUGCCUUCCAAAAUGCACUUUGCUUGCAACUGGAGCUGCAACUGGAGGGUGGGAGGAAGCAGUGCGUUUUCGAGGCCUUCCAAAACGCACUUUGCUUGCAACUGGACGGAGGACUUGGCCUGGACCAGCUGGGAUGCACAGUGCGAAUCGCCGAGAAAAAGAAGCAAGCAGACGACAGCCGGAAGGCACGCGCCAAGGAGGCAGCUGCGGCUGCAGCCGAAAGGCGCCUUUCGGCUGCCCGCCCCGAGCUCGCGCGCAAGCGCGCGAAGCCGAACCCCCCGACACCUCGGCCACAGGCGGGCUCGGCCCCCCCUGCUGCGGUCUCGGCUCCCUCAGCUGCUGUCUCGGCGGUGAGCUCUUCGAGUUCGAGCUCCAGCUCCAGCGACUCAGACACAGACUCGCAGGAGGAUCCCGACCUGCAGGCCGCCAUGCGGGCAUCCCUGGCAGAAGGGCCGACUGCAGCCACGGACGAGGACGCAGCCCAGCUUCGGGCCGCCCUGCGGCUGUCGCUUUCCGAGGCGCCCGCAAGGGAGCCCCCGGAGCCCGCGCAGGCUGCGGCCUCUUCACCGGGCCGCUUCGCGCGAAGGCUCUCCGUGGCACCGGCCAGCGCUCCUGUAGACCUUGACAACUCCGAUGACUCGCAGGGGGCGGCGCCAGCAGAGCCGCAGCAGUCCUCUAUCUCGCUGGUGGUGGAUCGCUGUGAGCGGCAGCGCAACAGGGCGCCGCGGGAAAUCUACGAGGAACUCCGCAGCCAGCUGGAGGGUUCGGCGGAGGUCCGCUUCGAGUCGCUGAAGCUGGGGGACUAUCUGUGGCUGAAAGGCGACACUGCCCUCGGAGCCUGUGUGGAGCGCAAGACUGUGCGUGACCUCGUGGGAAGGUCUGCGCGAGGGGACCACCUCCGCCAGAUCAGGCGCCUUGGUGCCACCGGUCUCCCUGGCAUGCUCCUGCUGGAGGGGCCCCUCUCCGUGGCCGACAACAAGGCCAUUCCCUACGGAGCCGACUUCUUCUCGAACGGACCCACGGACCCAGCGCUCAGGGACUCCGAAGACGUACUUGAGUUCCUGGCGUGGACGGUGCUGUACUCCCCAUGUGACGUGUUGCUCACCUCAGACCACGUGGAAACGGCUGCUUGGUUGAGCGCGUGGACGCUGGUGUUGCGCGACAGUGCGUGGGCGCAGGAGCUGACGACACCCAUGACGUCCUGGAGACAGGCCCCGGAUGCCAGUGAUGCUGAGUACGGCACGUUGUUGGAGGCUGGCCGGGCUGCAGGCUUCAACCGCUGCGAAAUGGAUGCGAUCGGCUCUCGUUUUCCCUCUGUCACAAGCCUCCAAAAGGCAUACGAACGCUGCCGCGACAGACGGCGGCGUCAAUUGCUGCUAGCUCGCCUGCUCCUGAACGCACAAGGUGAUGGUGAGCAGGACGAGGCGCGCGCCCUGCGGCUUUCCAUUGACCUGUUCCAAGCUGCCGAACCUGCGGGCCAGGCCCCUGUUGAGCCAAAGAUGCCAACCGUCAAGCUCGAGCGCCGCGCCACCCAGAACCUCGCCGAGCACCUGCGCCUGCUGCUCCCUGCAGGGCUCCUCCAUGGCGAGGCGGGUGGCGCGGAGCGGGUUCGCCUGCAGCUUCAUGGCACCGGUGACUUCUCUUCCUGGCGCUCGGCGCCCUGCCACGUCCAUCUGUUGGAAGGGACAUUCUUCCUUCGUUUCCUGCAGCCGACCCUGGCCGUGAAUAAGGGCCCGGGAGCUGCCGCGGAGCACGCAGCCGCCGCGCUGGCGCGAGCGCUCGCGCUCUCCUCCCAGGAGCGGCACGUGAUCCUGGUGUAUGGCCUGAAGUCCGCGGCCAGCCGGGCAAUCAACCAGAACUCUGGCUCGCCGCUGGUGCCUGCCGCGAAGAAAGUCCAGCAGCUGUUUCCUGCUGUGGUGGCAGUACUCAUCCUUAAGCACAAGGUGAAUGCCUUGUCGUGGUCCACCAGACAGGCGGCCAUCAAUUUCGUGGAAGCUUUGAGCGCUCAACUCGCUCAGGGUGAGAUGCUGCAAGAAUAG